UUCAGUCCUCUACUCUUCGUCCGAUUCUUGAUUAUUUUACGGAGUCUUGUGCUAAAACCAGGAGCUCAGGAAGCUCUGGUUGUUUCAGUUUAGUUUUUAACUUCUGAAACGUCCGUCUUUUGGUUCCUAAGAAAAAAAAAAAAAAACGAAACCAGAUUGGAGGCGUGAGUGCGGGACAUGGAUAGAUGGCAAGGUGGAUGAGGGAGUAAUUUGGGUUUAUUAUCGUUGCCGCCUAAUUACAUUUAUUCCCAACUUGGAGUAUGUCGCAGAAACGGCAACCUGAAGAUGGAAAGGAAGGCAACAGUACCGGUGGUGAGAAACGUCAACGCGGAGCUUCCUUGAGAAGUGUGAUGCUAGAAGCGGUGAAGAUGCAUGAUGUUCAGAAGAUUUUGGAACCUUUGGUCCGUAAAAUAGUGAAAGAAGAACUUGAAGUGGCACUGAGAAAGUAUUUGACCGGUAUUAAGCAAAAUUGCAUUGGACAGGUACAUCAAUCUACCUCAAGAAGCUUACAACUGCAAUUCACAAAUAAGCUUUCUCUUCCAGUCUUUACUGGCACAAGACUUGAAGCAGAGGAUUGUUCAACCAUAAGGUUAGCUAUAAUGGAUACCCUGUCUGGUCAAGUUGUCGACUCGGGUCCUGAAUCCUUGGCAAAGGUGGAAAUAGUGGUUCUUGAAGGGGAUUUUGGAGGUGAUGAACAAGAAAAUUGGAGUAUUGAAGAAUUCAGUAACAACAUUGUUAAGGAAAGGGAAGGCAAGAGACCACUUCUUACUGGAGAUGCAUUUCUGAAUCUUAGUGAGGGUACUGGUGUUGUGGGUGAUGUUAUUUUUACUGAUAAUUCAAGCUGGACGAGGAGUCGUAAGUUCAGGUUAGGGGCAAGAGUUGUCGAUGGUAACUGUGACGGCAUUACAGUGAAAGAAGCAAAGACGGAACCCUUCAUGGUAAAGGAUCAUCGUGGAGAAUUGUACAAGAAACAUUACCCUCCUUCUUUGGUUGAUGAGGUAUGGCGCCUGGAAAAGAUUGGCAAAGAUGGUGCUUUUCAUAAGCGUUUGAGGAGUCAAAAUAUCAACACUGUGAAGGAUUUUCUGACUUUACUUUGUAUGGACACUCCAAGACUCCGAAAUAUUCUAGGGAAUGGUAUGUCUGCUAAGAUGUGGGAGGUCACUGUGGACCAUGCUCGGACAUGUAUACUUGAUAAUAGGAAGUACAUGUACUAUCCCCCCAGUGCUCAGAAGAGAGUGGGUGUGGUCUUCAACAGUGUAGGACAAGUUUUGGGAAUUCUUGCCGAGGAGAAAUAUGUUUCCAUUGAUGAGCUCUCAGACACUGAAAAGGCUGACGCACAUAAACUGGUACAAGUUGCAUAUGAACAUCGGGAACAAGUAGUCUCUUACGAAGAUGGUGCUCCAAUGGGCAACUUUUUCCCGUCACCUGCUGUUUGUUUUCCCUCCAGUUCACCUGGGGUGGAUAGUUCAUACAGUAAUCAGUUGACAAGCAAUCAGAAGUUGGAUGAUUUGGGUUUUAACCAGUGUGUGUUUUCUCCGGAUGUUUCUUCUAUCUUACCUGUUGGGGGCCCAUCAAGGUUGAAUCAUUACACCUUGCAAGGUACCAGCGACAUGGAUCUUAGAUACGAACAGCCUUCCAAUACAUUUUCUGAAACCAUGUUGCAUACUUUCUGUGAAGACAAUCUGCAAUAUUUUGAUACUGAGGAUGCCUCACAAGCUGACCUACACUGUGCUGUCAGUGGCUUCCUUGCCAUGUCAGCUCGGUCUGCUGCAGCUGCUCAGAUGCAUUGGAGAAUACUAUACAGCGUCCUGAAAUGGAUAUUUACAGUUCGGAGGAUUGUGGCUUCGAAGAAAAGGAAGUGAGAACUGGGGAGAUACCGUGUAUUGGCAAAAUAAAGAAAUGCAGAGAUCUGGUUAGGAUGAGGGUGCUGCUCAAUUAUGUUAUCUGAAAAGUUUGUAGAGUUCCUUUUUUUUUUUUUUUUUUUAAUGAAAUGUACAGUGUGUAGAGCUGUGGUUCUGGGCAGACUACAAUGUACAGAGCAAUGACAGCUACUUGUGGUUGCGGUGCUGUCCUUGAAGCUUCUGUAGAUGUGUAAAUUGAAUUUUUUGCUACUAUCUAAGUGGGUCUCGGCUUUGGUA
Messenger RNA from Macadamia integrifolia, 2138 nucleotides. Its product is annotated as calmodulin-binding protein 60 A-like. The record is from RefSeq and is a predicted model, not a curated record. Gene Ontology annotation, biological process: regulation of salicylic acid biosynthetic process. NCBI's taxonomy places the organism in Eukaryota, Viridiplantae, Streptophyta, Magnoliopsida, Proteales, Proteaceae. Bases 261 to 1862 code for a protein of 533 amino acids. The transcript has 9 exons. Gene Ontology annotation, cellular component: nucleus. Gene Ontology annotation, molecular function: calmodulin binding; DNA-binding transcription factor activity; sequence-specific DNA binding.